GAUGCAUAUUACAUAAGUCUAGAAUGGCUAGGGCUCCAAUUUGUCAACAAAAACCCCCAAUUCCAAAACUUAUGAUCAAACCACACUCAAUAACAUAACCAUUGAUUGAUCUCACGACAUGCGUUCUGUAACCACUAACGAUGAUCUGUUACCGAAGCGAAGAUUCUCUUACGGCAUCUGGUGAUUAGAUGAUAUAUUGCUGCUAUUCUUCUAGAAACUGUCAAAGUUUUAAUCUUUUGUAUAUUGAUGGAAGAAGUAUCUCCCAACCGUAAGCAUUUGACAAAUGACGAAGACGGUGAGACUAAUCUACAGGAGAAAGUAGAACACGACAGUGAAAACGGAUUUCCCGAAGGAAAGAAGGAUUUUGUAGCCCCUGCUGUAGGAAUGGAGUUCGAGUCGUAUGACGAUGCAUAUAAUUAUUAUAAUUGUUACGCUCGGGAGUCUGGUUUUCGAGUACGUGUGAAAAAUUCAUGGUUUAAAAGAAACAGCAGAGAGAAAUACGGUGCGGUUUUAUGCUGUAGCAGCCAGGGUUUUAAGCGAAUAAAAGACGUGAACCGUCUACGAAAAGAAACACGAACAGGUUGUCCUGCAAUGGUGCGAAUGCGUUUAGUGGAUUCAAGAAGAUGGAGAAUUCUCGAAGUUACGCUAGACCAUAACCAUUUACUCGGUGUAAAGGUUCAUAAAUCCAUCAAGAAGAUGGUACAGUCGGAUUCUGACGCAGAAGGGCGAACGAUAAAAUUAUAUAAAGCACUCGUGAUCGAUUCAAGGGGUAAUAACGGUAAUUCACAUUCACACGGUCGGGAAAUCGGUUCUUCUUCGUCUGUUCAUGAUCAUCCUGAUCAGUUGAAUUUAAAGAAAGGUGACGCGCAAGCUAUAUAUAAUUACCUCUUUCGUAUGCAAUUGACGAACCCUAAUUUCUUUUACUUGAUGGAUCUUAACGAUGAGGGGCGUUUAAGAAAUAUGAUUUGGUUAGACGCCAGGUGUCGGGCUGCGGUUGGUUACUUUAGCGAUGUGAUUUAUUUCGACACGUCGUAUUUGUCGAACAAGUACGAGAUUCCGCUCGUCACGUUUACAGGGAUGAAUCAUCAUUAUCAAUCCGUAUUAUUGGGUUGCGGUUUGCUUUCAGGUGAAACAUCCGAGUCGUAUUUAUGGGUUUUGAGAUCAUGGUUAGUUAGCACAUCGGGGCGUGUCCCGCAAACGAUAAUUACCGACAGGUGCAAGAUCUUGCAGAGGGUGGUUUCGGAGGUUUUUCCGAAAUCUCACCAUCGGUUUAGUUUAUCUAACAUAAUGAAAAAAGUUCCCGAGAAAUUAGGAGGGUUAAAAAACUACGACGCGAUCAGAAAGGUUAUGGUUAAAGCGGCUUACGAGACGUUAAAACCGUUCGACUUUGAAAACGCGUGGGCUUUCAUGAUCCAACGGUUUGGGCUCGGUGAGCACGAGUGGCUUCGGGCUUUAUACGAUGAUCGGGCCUGGUGGGCCCCGGUGUAUUUAAAAGACGCGUCUUUUGCCGGAAUGGCUCCCGGUGACACGCCGCAACCCGUGUUUUAUAAAUACAUCCACAAACAAACUCCGUUAAAAGAAUUUCUCGACAAAUACGAACUCGCGUUACAGAAAAAACACAAAGAAGAAGCAAACGCCGACGUGGAAUCAAGAAACUCAUCUCCUACAUUAAAAACAAGAUGUUUCUUCGAGUUACAACUGUCGAAAGUUUACACCCACGAAAUCUUCAAGAAAUUUCAACUCGAAGUUGAAGAGAUGUAUUCGUGUUUUAGUACCACGCAGUUACACGUUGACGGGGCGAUUACGAUCUUUUUGGUGAAAGAACGUGUUUUAGCAGGUGAAAACCGGAGGGAGAUUAAGGAUUUCGAAGUUUUGUAUAAUCGAGGGGCAGCUGACGUACGUUGCAUUUGCAGUUGCUUUAAUUUCAACGGUUAUUUAUGCAGGCAUGCGUUAUGCGUGCUAAAUUUUAACGGGGUCGAAGAGAUUCCUUCCAAGUACAUUUUAUCGAGAUGGAAGAAGGAUUAUAAGCGAUUAUAUGUUUCGGAUCAUGACGGGAUUAACAGUAAUGACGGUACAGAUACGGUGGAGUGGUUUAAUCAGUUGUAUAGAAGCGCGUUGCAAGUUGUGGAGGAAGGCGUGAUCUCGUUGGAUCAUUAUAAGGUUGCUUUGCAGGCGUUUGAAGAAAGCUUAAGUAGAGUUCAUAAUAUUGAAGAUAAAACAUGAAUGAUUUGUAUUCUGUUAUUGCCCUUUCCUGUGCAUAUAUGUUUGAUAUAUAAUUUGUUUCCUGGUAUUGCUUUUGAUGUUUAUACAUAUGCCGGUUUUGUGUUC
Messenger RNA from Helianthus annuus (common sunflower), 2328 nucleotides. RefSeq names its product protein FAR1-RELATED SEQUENCE 6. Gene Ontology annotation, biological process: regulation of DNA-templated transcription. The transcript has 3 exons. The record is from RefSeq and is a predicted model, not a curated record. Lineage: Eukaryota; Viridiplantae; Streptophyta; Magnoliopsida; Asterales; Asteraceae. The coding region runs from base 247 to 2223 and encodes 658 amino acids. Gene Ontology annotation, molecular function: zinc ion binding.